AUGGGUAAUUGCGUAUUCAAAGGAAGUGGAGGUUUAAGAACAUCAUACGAUAAAGAUGACUUAUUAAUAAAAGUGGUGACACCAAACGGUGGAGUAAUGGAGCUCCAUCCUCCAAUUUUCGCCGACUAUAUCACCAACGAAUAUCCCGGCCACGUCAUCCACGACACCUUAAGCCUCCGCCACUCAUCUCCGCCGCUUCUCCACGGCGAAGAGCUCUUUCCCGGUAACAUUUACUACCUCCUCCCUAUCUCUUCCGCCGCGGCAACGGCCUCUACCACUCAACAACAUUCCUCCGACCAAUCAGCAACGCCGUUUAGAAUGUCUAUCGGGAAAACGCCAGUGAAGGCGGCUGCGAACGGCGGCGGCUCUGGAGUGUGGAAAGUGAGGCUUGUGAUAAGUCCGGAGCAGUUGGCGGAUAUUCUUGCGGAGGAUGUGGAAACAGAAGCGUUUGUGGAAAGCGUGAGGACGGUGGCCAAGUGCGGCGGUUACGGCGGAGCUAACUGGAGGGCGACUUCAGAUCAGCUAAGCGUUACAAGUAGUUUCAAAGGGCAACUAAGGUAACAAAAAUUCGAAUAAGUUAAAUUUUGU
Eutrema salsugineum is the source of this 588-nucleotide messenger RNA. RefSeq lists its product as uncharacterized. The coding region runs from base 1 to 561 and encodes 186 amino acids. NCBI's taxonomy places the organism in Eukaryota, Viridiplantae, Streptophyta, Magnoliopsida, Brassicales, Brassicaceae. The record is from RefSeq and is a predicted model, not a curated record. The transcript has a single exon.